AUGGCCCACGGCUACUCCAUGCUCCCUCGCAAAACAUGGCAGAGAAAAUGUGGCUGCCAGGAGGUGCAGGCCGGAGGCGUGAAAAGGUCAGCAAAGGCCGGCCGGCCCCGCUGUGGCAGAAACCGGCUCGUUCCUGCUCGACUGGAAGAAAACAAGGCCGUGCAAGGGAAUAAUGCUGCCCGGUACACCCCGAAUCAGUGCCUUCGCUCGCGACGGACACGGAAGCAGCCGCCCAGCCGGGAAGGCCGCUCCCGAGGGGCGCCGGCGGCAGCGGCCGCGGAGGGGGACGGAGCCGGGGCUGGCGUGCGCUCUCGCGAGCCGCUUCCUAUGGAGGACCCGGGAAUGCGCACGCGCGAGGUCUCCGCGCGCGCGGGGACCGGCUCGGGGGUGUGGCGCUGUUCUGCGCCUGCGCGCGCUCGAGCGGCGCGAGGUCGGGGGCCGGGACUGUCUCACCGGCGGGUAGCGGCUGCCGGCGGCCGGGCCGCUCGCCGUGCUGUGGAGAUGCGGCGGUGGCCCAAGAGGCGGCAGGACGGCCAGGACAGGCGUAAGAGCCCCCGCCGGAACAGCCCGGCAGGAAGCCUGGUGCCUGCCCUUCUCCUAGUGUGCAUCCUCCUCUGUGGGGAGGAGGGCCUGAUGGGGGCUGUGCGUGGCGGGCGCCGAGGGGACCUCUUCAGUGCUGGGGAGACAACUGCCAGGAUCUUGAAGAAUGGUGUGGACGUGUGAUUUUUGGAUGUAGCUGGGUGUGAAGAGGCCAAGUUGGAGAUUAUGGAGUUUGUGAAUUUCCUGAAGACUCCCAAGCAGUGUCAGGGCUUAGGAGCCAAAAUUCCAAAGGGAGCCAUGCUCACUGCUCCUCCUGGUACUGGCAAAACGCUUCUUGCCAAAGUGACUGCAGGGGAGGCCAGUGUGCUCAUCACCGUGAAUGGGUCAGAGUUUCUGGAAAUGUUUGUCAGCGUUGGGCCAGCAAGGGUUCAUGACAUGUUUGCAGUGGCUCGAAAAAACUCUCCUUGUGUCUUAUUUAUUGAUGAGAUUGAUGCAGUUGGCAGGAAGCGAGGCCCAGGGCACUUUGGAGGCCAGAGCGAGCAGGAGAACACACUGAACCAGAUGCUUGUGGAGAUGGGUGGUGAGCGGAUGCUCACCAGUGACAGCUGCUGAGAGCAGGCCUGUCCAGUCAGCACCACCAGACACCACAUGACCCUCCUUCAGCUUUUGUUUCUGGAAACUCCUCGGCGAGAAUCCCUGAUGAUUAGGUUUUUAGGAAG
Molecule: messenger RNA, 1259 nt
Organism: Neomonachus schauinslandi (Hawaiian monk seal)
Lineage: Eukaryota; Metazoa; Chordata; Mammalia; Carnivora; Phocidae
Product: ATP-dependent zinc metalloprotease FtsH-like
Biological process (GO): mitochondrial protein processing; protein-containing complex assembly
Cellular component (GO): m-AAA complex
Molecular function (GO): ATP hydrolysis activity; ATP binding
Source: RefSeq, a predicted model, not a curated record